AUGAGUGAGUAUCUCCCAGAUGUGAUAGUGGAGGAUAUCCUUCGUCGCCUACCACUUAGAAGCAUUGGAAAAUGCAUGUUAGUGUGCAAAGCAUGGAACAUAAUCAUAAAGAGUCACACUUUUACAUUCUCACACCUUCAACACUCUCUCUCCAAUCCCUCUUCUCCUAUGGUCAUUAUGGGCACCCGUUCCCGUUCAUAUAAAAAGCAGGAUGAGUUUUCCCUAUGCUCCUCCUUCUCUUCCUUUCCAAGAAUAGAAAAUAUCAAACACUCGCUUCCUAAUCCUAAUUAUGCAGCUUCCCUUUUGCAAAGUGUGGGCGCUAUAAACGGCGUCGUUUGCCUCUACAACCUUGACCUUGAAUACAUAUACAUCACAGAUAAUAUCAUACUAUGGAACCCUUUGAUAGAUAGACACCUCAAACUCCCAACCCCACUUUUCACCUUCAAAAAUUUAUACAAAGCAGGACUCGGGUUUGGAUUUGAUUCAAAGAAAAAUGAUUUCAAGUUGUUAAGGAUUGUUUAUCCUAUACCCCCUACGGGAUGGGAUGAUACUCCCCAAAAAGAAAAAAAAGGUGAUGAGUUUUUCUCAUGGAUACCAAAGGUUGAGUUGUAUUCACUCAAUGAAGGUGCUUGGAGAGUCAUUGAUGAUGAUGAUGAUGAUGAUUCUUCAUCACAUGGGUUAUUAAGAAGAAAAAUAUCAGAGAAGACACCUUGCUUUUUCAAUGGGAAUGUGCAUUGGAUUGCUUAUGAUAAAUAUGGAAUAUCUGAUUUUAUAUUGAUCUUCAAUAUGGUGGAGGAAAAGUUCAACCGAAUGGAGUUGCCAGAGGAGGUUAAGAUUUUUCGGUCUUGGGAAAGUUUGGAUGUUUCUGUUAUUGAAGAUUGUCUCUCUCUUAUAGAGUAUAUUGGGGGUUCUGAUUGGGCUGUUCAAAGAUGUAACAUAUGGAUGAAAAGAGAGUCAUGGAAUAAGGUUUAUAGUGUUUAUUUGGAGGAUGGGAUUAUAAAAGUAUUGGGACUAAAUAGAAGUAGUGAGGUUUUAGUGGUAACAAUGCAACAGCGAAAGUCAUUCCAUUUUGUUGAUCUUAAGAAGAGCAUGGGGGUGAAGGAUAUUCGUAUAAAAACAAGUACACAUGCUUGGGCUUAUGAUUACACAGAGAGCCUUCUUUUUCUUGACAAAGAAAACAAUUAA
Messenger RNA from Gastrolobium bilobum, 1185 nucleotides. Its product is annotated as F-box/kelch-repeat protein At3g23880-like. Lineage: Eukaryota; Viridiplantae; Streptophyta; Magnoliopsida; Fabales; Fabaceae. Gene Ontology annotation, molecular function: protein binding. Bases 1 to 1185 code for a protein of 394 amino acids. The record is from RefSeq and is a predicted model, not a curated record. The transcript has a single exon.